Ctenopharyngodon idella (grass carp) is the source of this 4699-nucleotide messenger RNA. RefSeq names its product Rap guanine nucleotide exchange factor (GEF)-like 1 (gene rapgefl1). Gene Ontology annotation, biological process: Ras protein signal transduction; positive regulation of GTPase activity. The transcript has 15 exons. The record is from RefSeq and is a predicted model, not a curated record. Gene Ontology annotation, cellular component: plasma membrane. Gene Ontology annotation, molecular function: guanyl-nucleotide exchange factor activity. NCBI's taxonomy places the organism in Eukaryota, Metazoa, Chordata, Actinopteri, Cypriniformes, Xenocyprididae. The coding region runs from base 794 to 2659 and encodes 621 amino acids.
ACACCACCAAUAACACACGCACUCAGCUGCAGAGAAGGCGGGUGGAGAGAGAGAGCGCGCGGCAGCGAGAGAGAGAGAACUAGAGAGAGAGAUAGAGAGAGGGUGUGUAGCCUGUACUGUAUGUGUGAGCGACGGAGCGCAGUAUUUGUGCGGACUCGAGGCGCAGAGACACUCGGUACCGUGAGAGAAAACAUAAAUACGGAUACCACAGAACCAGUCAGGGAUCUACAGACACGGAAUAAUCAUCAAUAUCGAGUCGCGCGUUUGGUCUGCGACGGAAGCCGUUUCCUUCAGACCUGCUGCGGUAAACGAUUAAUUUAUAUGGUCCAGCAUCUUGGCAGAGACUGAUUUAUAUAUGUAUACGCAUAAUUAAGUACUACCUGCUGCUAUUUUCAUCUUUUGUGUCUGAGUAUUCGUCUAAUUGACUCAUUGAUCAAGGCUUCGUUGACAGUGGCAAUGAUAGUACACAUAUAGGCUUCUUCUCGAGCUGAAGGACUGCAGUGGAGGACGGGUUUCCCUGGGAUACGUUUGGAUUUUUUUUUCUAAGGGUAGUAAGGACUCGAUCAGCAUCCACUUGUGUAAAAUGAACAUUGAAAAUGGCCGUGUGUUAUUCUUGACACCUUAACACAGCGGGGAAGAUUUUCUUCAGGCAUUUUCCAAUCAGAGUUGGGUUCCAGCAUUAUCCAGCUAUUAUGUAGCCUAUACGCUCACGUCUAUACGGUUAUCAUCAGUGUUCAUUAUUGAGUAUUAAUUAGAAUCAACCCAGGGCCUUCUUGUGAUUUCUGUCAUCAAAAUGCCGGCUGGAAUGAAGCCUCUUGAAAAAUUCUUGAAGAAACAGACCAAUGCACUCACUCGGGCGGGUGGUUUUGGGGAGAAGGCCACCGGCACCGGGGCAUCCAGGCGGCGGGCCAGCCUGUCCCGUGUGGUGCCGUUCUUCAGGGAGACGUCUCCCGAAAGCGGCCCGGCGAGAGAGGUGUUCAGCCCGGAGACCGAAGAAGCGCCGUGCUGGCCAUCCGCCACUGCGGACAUCAGGAGCCCGUCGUUGUCCAGCGAUGAGCAGAGCUCAGAGGCGAGUCUGGACACGAACUGGACCCCGCUGACCGCGGACACUCCAGACAAUCUAGCGCUGGCGCUGCUGGAUAGUGUGGCGGGAAAGCGGUACGCAAACUGCACAGAAAUACUCCUGGAUGACUUCAUGCUGACACACCCAAUCUUCCUGGCCCCAGACAAGUUCCAGCAGGUCUUGCUUCAGCAAUUCAGCUCAGAGGGUAAACAGGGUGAGGGCUGGCCCGGCUGGGAUGGAGCUGAGCGGAAACUUGCAGUUCUGACUGUGGCCUUCCGCUAUCUGGACACAUACAGAGACUUACUGCAGGAGGAGGGAGAUCGCUCCAACACCUUCCCAAAGGAUCUGUAUUUGUGCGCCGUUCAGGAGCUAAGUCGCUUUCCUGAACUGGUGGAAGACGUCCUGAAACUUCAGCGCUGGACUGAGAUAUUACACAGCCCAGCCGAGGAAGACAAGGAAAGUCGCAAGAAGCAAGUUCGCCCGCUCUUCCGACACUUCAGACGUAUCGACGCCUGCCUGCAGCCCCGAGAGGCUUUCCGUGGCUCAGACGAGAUCUUCUGCAGGGUUUAUACACCAGAUCACUCGUACGUGACCAUUCGGAGCCGUCUUUCAUGCCGGGUCGGGGAGAUCUUGGCUCUGGUGAGAGAGAAGCUCCAGUAUAGUGAGGACCAGCCCACCCAACCUGCCAACCUUAUACUGGUGGCCGUCACCUCAUCUGGAGAGAAGGCUGUGUUCCGUCCCAGCGACGAGGCCGUUUUCACCACCCUGGGCGUCAACACCCACCUGUUCGCCUGCGAGCCCUCAGAGCUCGAGAGCUUGAUACCUCUCCCUGAGGAGAUCCACUGGUCACCAGGCGACAGCAAACUCCAUGAUAUGAGUGCAGAGGAGGUGGCCAAUCAGCUGGUGGUGUUCGACUGGGAACUCUUCAGCUGUGUGCACGAGGUGGAGUUUGUGUGUUACGUGUUCCAUGGGGAACAGGCCCGCUGGCGCCCCCUCAACCUGGAGCUGAUCCUGCAGCGAUGCAGUGAAGUGCAGCACUGGGUCGCCACAGAGAUCCUGCAGUGCCAGUCGCUUCCAAAGAGGAUACAGCUACUGCGCAAGUUCAUAAAGAUUGCAGCCUUAUGUAAACAGCAGCAGGAUCUGCUGUCGUUCCUGGCGCUGGUUCUGGGACUGGACAACCCUGCAGUCAGCCGCCUACGUCUGACCUGGGAAGGUUUGCCAGGAAAGUUCCGGAAGCAGUUUCAGCAGUUUGAGAGCACUGCGGACCCUUCGAGGAACCACAAGUCAUACCGAGACCUUCUAGCAAGCCUGAGAGCCCCACUCAUACCCUUCACUCCACUGCUGCUAAAGGAUCUGACCUUCCUUCAUGAGAGCUGUAAGACUUUCCAUGGGGAGCUGGUUAAUUUUGAAAAGAUGCACAAAGUGGCCGAGAUGGUGCGAAGCAUCAGGCGGUAUAGGAGCACUCAGCUAGCGAUGGAGGCCGAGCCGUCCCCUUCUCACCUCCAGACGAAAGCGUAUGUUCGGCAGCUGCAGGUCAUCGACAAUCAGAACCUGCUUUUUGAGAUGUCCAGCAAGCUGGAGCCAAAAGACAUGUGAAGGGACCAAGUGUACCCACAAGCCAUAUCUACAAAACCUCUUGUUCCCCCCAAUAAACCCAGACACCAAACCCUUCAUUCUCCAUUGUCGCAGAUUAACCCAGCUGGGCUGUCAAUCAUCUCAGGCUCCGCCUCCGAAUCAUUGAACGAGGACAUUUGUUCAUGAAAAUGGUGUGAAUUGUGCUUUGAGUGAUUCUGUGUCGAUGUUAAUUAUGACCACGCAUAGGGAUCUGGAUUCAUUUCUACCUUUAUUUUUUUCGCUGUUCACGACUGAAGGGAAACCUGUCCUGAUUGCACUGCCAUCAGUUGAACUGAACCAAACCGGAAUAAGCUUAAUGCGUACAACUUUUCAUCUGGGCCUUCAGAGAAACAGACUGCAUUUUGGCCAUUCAUUAUCCUAAAAUACAUGAGACAAUCUGACCUCUUGAACUCUGACCUCUGGUCUUCCCUCUUCCCCUGCCAACAUUGGCACUUACUGCAACCCUGUGUGUAACUUGGCUGCAGUCGUUAGAUCUUAGUGUUCUGAACAAUAUGGAUCCCCAGCCAUCAAAUGAGUCCCGAAUCCAAGACCAGCUCCAACGUGCAGGAUGUUUUCAUAAAUAACCCGAAUAAUGUAAAUGAAGUCAUAAUCUAGAAGAAAUUCACUUUAACUGGACAUUGAAGUGAAUGUACAGGAACUUGUUUACUGCAAAAAAUGGAUUAUAUUAAUAUUUCUGUCUUGUUUUUUCAAGAAAAAUUAUUUUCUUGAAACAAAAUUGCAUAAUAAUAAUAAAAUAAUUUAAUAUUUAAACAUUUAAUAAUUCCAAUAUAUUUAAUAUAGAUUUUAAAUAUUAUAUAUAAUAAACACUACAUUUUUUUUUAGAUUUAUACUUCUAAAAAAAUGAGUAUAAAAACUAUUGUGCAUACUCUGAAAACAAAUUUUAAUAUGCAAUUUUGUUUCUCAAAUCAAAUUUGAAUUAAAAUGUAAAUGUAUCUUGUUUCAAUGUUUAGAUAUUAGUUCUGAAAAACAAGCAAAAAUACUGAUAAUUUAUUUAUUUUUGCUGUUUUUAAGCCAAAUUUAACUUUCACUGCUGUUAAUAUAUUAAAAAUUAGUACCAGACCAAAAUGAAAAAAAGACCAAAUGCAGUAUCUUAUGUUUGGACAGAACCACUUAUAACGCUUUAUGUUAAUAUAGUUAAUAUGCCGUUAAUAUAGUUCCUGAUGGCCCAGCUUCGUUUCUAGUCGAGCUUUACUUGGUCAAGCACUUGUUUUCAGUAUGCCCUUGUGUUAUGUUGAAAGGGCCAAUGGUAAAGUUAAUUCUCAUGACUGGAAAAGUGUUUAUUUGCACCCAAGUUUACUCCUGAACGACCCCAAUCUAGUAAGUCAAAAUUGGCUCUGAGCAGGCCUCUGUACGGGAUGACUUGUCUUGGAUUGGACUCUCUCAGGAUCUCCUCCUGAGGUCAUAUAAGGGACAGCCUGUAAGGCUGCACUGUACAUAUGUCAUGUAAAUAGCAAAAUAAAUAUGAAUAUGAUUCUAUUUUAUGUAAGAGCUAUGAGAUGGACUCUCAAGAAGAAUAUUUGUUUUGUAAAUCUAAGAAAAUAAAGUAUGUGUACAGUUUAAAAGGAGACAACCCAGACAGAGUCUGUGGUUUGCGAUGAAAGAAUUGUAUAGCAUAUUUGCUGGUUUUGUUGUUUCGGUUUGAUAUCAUUUCUUAUCCAUUACAGAUGACUUGUACAUAUCCUCUGUUUUGGUUGCAUAGUUUUUUUGCAUUGUCUGUCUGCAAUGGAUGAAUUGUACAGCAUGUAGUUGGUUUAGUUGGAUUUUGCUGUUUUUAUUUGGUAAAAGUUUCUCAUUUUGUUUUUAUUUGAUCUUUUUAAAGCGGGUAUUCUAUUGUUGUUUUUGGUUUUGUACAGAAGUCCGUGUUUACAGUGCGUUUCUCUGAAACUCAGACAUGUCCAAUGAAAGACACGGAGGGCGGGGCAGGCGACACUGCCCCGCCCCCUUUUAUUGACAUGAGUCAAAGAUGCAUCUAAAAUAAAGCCUCUUGUGAUGAGCACUCGA